CACUUCCCAGGCCCCGCAGAUGAUGGCCGGGGUCUCUGGGAGCAUACCCUGGCCCCCGAGGCUGGGGACGGCCUCCCGUUUGACCGGAGGUUUGAGAACUCGUUGAUGAAACCCCUCAGCCCUCCAGGGCUGUGGUACCCCCAGAGCACAGCCACCCUCCUGGAUGAGGGGCCCCAGUGCCGCCCCCGGUUCCCAGAGUGGCUCCAAGCCGCCGGAGGAGGGCACCCUGGGGCCGGGGACUCGGGGCCACCCAGGCCUCCUCGUUGCACGGCUCACCUGCCUCUGGACAAGACCUCGGACGCGGCCACGGCGGGGGUCCUGGAGCCCCGGGCCCCCAUCCGGGAACUGGCCACCUGGGGGCCCCCCAGGCCGGCCUCGGAGGUGGCCACACAGACGUGGACGGUGAACUCAGAGGCGUCGGUGGAGCGACUGGGGCCGCCCUACCUAUGCCGGGUGCUGGAGGGUGUCGGGGAGGAGGAGGAGGACCAGGAGGAGGAGGAGGAGGAGGAGGAAGAGCCGGCCGUCUUCCCUUGCAUAGAGUGUAGCAUCUACUUCCGGCAGAAGAAGCACCUGCUGGAGCACAUGAGGCAGCACCCUGGCCAGGAGCCCCCCAUCCAGCCCGCCCCCCUGGCCUGCGGUGAGUGUGGCUGGGCCUUCGGGGACCCCGGCGCGCUGGAGCGACACAGGCAGCUCCACCAGGCCUCCCGGGCGAAGAUCCUGGAGGAGAUCCAGAAACUUGAGCGGGUGUCUCCCAGGGCCUCGGGCCGGCACGUGGGAUGCCGUGAGCCGCCGGGCCUGGCUGCCCGGGGACCUCUGGGGACUGAGCCCCCCGGCCUGGCCCGGCAGCCCUACCGGGCCUCCCCGGGCCUGGCGGCCUGUGGCUUCCGCGGCUUCCCCGCGCCCAACGAGAGCCUGCUCAGGGACCACAUCCAGAGGGUGCACACCAGCCACCGAUGGGAGGAGGAGGAGGACGAAGAGGAGGAGGAGGGAGGUCCCCCAGAAGAUGCAGAGGGCCCCGUCGGCCGGCCCCACACCGGCCAGGACGCGUUCUCUCACUGCCCCACUGAAGAUCACUUUGGCAAGACUGAGUGGCUCCUGGCCCCAGCCUGGUGGGAAAAUCGCCCCAGCAACGACCACCGGCCGUCCAGGUGGGAGGAUUUCCCACCCCCGAGGCCUCUGGGCGGAUCCGCCUUCCCGGCCGCCCUCUACCCACCUCCGCCCCGCAGAAGCAAAAGCGGGGGUCACCUGUCCGAGCUCCAGGCCUCCCUGGUUGGCCAGCGGUACCAGAGCAACGAAGAAGAGGAAGAGGAGGAAGAGGAGGAGGAGGAGGAGGAGGAGGAGGAGGAGGAGGAGGAGGAGACAGCCGCAGAGAGGAUGGACUUGCCCUCCCAGAGUGCCGGGAUCUUCCCCCCGCCGGCCGCCCUGGAGCUGAAGUGGACCUUCCGGGCAGCCCUGCGGGCGGCGGCCGUGGCCUCCCCUGGGCAGCGGCAGCAGCUCCGGGACGAGGUGCCAAUGGUCCAGCUGUCCAGGCUGGGGCCCGGGGCCCUGACCGAGGCCGCAGAGAUGGAGGCGGAGGAGGAGGCGGAGGAGGAGGAGGAGGAGGUGUUGGGGCUGGAGCUGGGGGGCGCCCACCCCCUGGACCUCCUGCUGCUGGACUCCCCUCUGGGCGGCGCCCUGGGGCUGGAUGCACUCUUGGCCGGGGACCCCGCAGCGGCGGCGGGGCUGAGGCCGGAGACACGCAGGUGUCCUUACUGCCCUGACCGUUUCCACAACGGCAUCGGCCUGGCCAACCACGUGCGAGGCCACCUGAACCGGGUGGGCGUGAGCUACAACGUGCGGCACUUCAUCUCGGCCGAGGACGUGAAGGCCAUUGAGCGAAGGUUCUCCUUCCAGAAAAAGAAAAAGAAAGUGGCCAACUUUGACCCCGGCACCUUCAGCCUCAUGCGCUGUGAUUUCUGCGGGGCUGGCUUUGACACUCGCGCCGGCCUGUCCAGCCACGCCCGGGCUCACCUGAGAGAUUUCGGCAUCACCAACUGGGAGCUGACCGUGUCGCCCAUCAACAUCCUCCGAGAGCUGCUGGCCGCCUCGGCCGCCGAGAGACCCCCCAGCCCCCUGGGCUGCGAGCCCGGAGAACCCCCCGGAGGAGGCGGCAACGGUGGCUUCCUCACCUCCUCCCGCCGGCCACCGCGCUUCCCUCUGGUGCCCUUCCCGCCUACCUGGGCCGAGGACCCCGGGCCCGCCUAUGGAGAUGCCCAGAGCCUGACCACCUGCGAGGUGUGCGGCGCCUGCUUCGAGACCCGCAAGGGGCUGUCGAGCCACGCACGCUCGCACCUGAGGCAGCUGGGGGUGGCCGAGUCGGAGAGCAGCGGGGCGCCCAUCGACCUGCUCUACGAGCUGGUGAAGCACAAGGGGCCGCCCGCCCCCGCCGCCGCCAAGAAGCCCGCGCCCCCCAAGGACGCGCCCGCCGCCCCCCCGGGCCGCGCUGGGCCCCCAGAGCCCGCGCCAGCGCCGCCCGUGCCCGCCGUCAACAAGGCCGUCAAGUCUCCGCCCGGCUUCGCGGCCGCCUCCCCGCUGCUCCGCAAGCCGCCGCCCGCCCUGGGGGGCUCGCCACCCCGCAAGAAUCCCGACGAGCAGAGCCCGCAGCUGCCGCUCAGCCCCCGGCCGGCCUCCCCCAAGGCGCAGUGGCCCGACGCCGAGGGCCCGCUGAACCUCACUGUAGAUAGUGCCGGGGCCCGAGAGCUGCACUGCCAGCUGUGCGGGGCCUGGUUCGAGACCCGCAGGGGCCUGUCGAGCCACGCCCGCGCCCACCUGCGCCACCUGGGCCUCAGCGACCCGGAUGCCAAGGGAUCCCCCAUAGACGCGCUGCGCGGGCUGCUGCGCAGGGCCGGCCUCCCCCAGCCCGCGCCCCCGCCGCCCCCGGCCCCCGCUCCCGCGCCCCCUCCGCCUCCGGGCCCCUCAGCGGCCGGCCCCCUGCCGCCCCCCGCCCCUCCGGCCAAGAAGGCCAAGCUGAAGGCGGCGGGGGCGCCGGGCCCCUGGGGGAAGCAGGACCUCGCGGCCGCCGCCGGCAUUUUCUGGGCCCCCGCUGCGGAGGAGCCGGCUGCGCCCCACUUCUCCGCCGGCCCGGAGCCCGCCCGCGACAUCCGCUGCGAGUUCUGCGGCGAGUUCUUCGAGAACCGCAAGGGGCUGUCGAGCCACGCGCGCUCGCACCUGCGGCAGAUGGGGGUGACCGAGUGGUACGUCAACGGCUCCCCCAUCGACACGCUGCGCGAGAUCCUCAAGAGACGGACCCAGGCCCGGCCCGGCGGACCCCCCAACCCGCCCGGGCCCGGCCCCAAAGCCCUGGCCAAGAUGGCGGGGCCCGGCGGCCCGCUGGAUGCCCGCAGCCCCGCCGACCUGCACCUCUCGCCCCUGGCCAAGAAGCUGCCGCCACCGCCGCCGCCUCCACCGGGCAGCCCCCUGGGCCACUCCCCGACCGCCUCGCCGCCUCCCACGGCCCGGAAGAUGUUCACGGGCCUGGCGGCGCACCCGCUGCCCAAGAAGCUGAAGCCCGAGCAGAUGCGGGUGGAGAUCAAGAGGGAGCUGCUGCCGGGGGCCCUGCACGGGGACCCCAUCGAUGACCCCUGGGUGGCCGCCCGGGAAGAGCUGACGCCCCUGAACCUGUCCUCCCGGGCCGAGCCAGUGCGCGACAUCCGCUGCGAGUUCUGCGGCGAGUUCUUCGAGAACCGCAAGGGGCUGUCGAGCCACGCGCGCUCGCACCUGCGCCAGAUGGGGGUGACCGAGUGGUCGGUCAACGGCUCCCCCAUCGACACGCUGCGCGAGAUCCUCAAGAAGAAGACCAAGUGCGUCGUCAAGAAGGAGCCGCCCGCCGGGGACCCGGCCCCGGCCCCGGACGCCGACGGGCCCCCCGCCCUGGGACCCCUGCAGGCACCGCUGCCCCUGGUGCCCGCGGCCGGGCGGCCCGGCAGACCGGGAGGGGGCCCGGCGCAGGGGCCCCGCGAGCUGCUGCUGGCGCCGCUGUCCGGGGCCAAGCCGGCGACCGCCGCCGGCUACCUGGGCGCCGCCGUGGCCCCCAAGCGGCCCCUGGGGGACGAGCGGCUGCUGCCCGCGGAGGUGAAGGCCAAGGCCUACGUCCAGAGCGAGCUGCCCUUCAAGGCCCUGCACGACAAGGCCGCCCACGCCUCCGCCACCGGCACCGAGGCCUGCUGCGAGCUGUGCGGCCUGUACUUCGAGAACCGCAAGGCGCUGGCCAGCCACGCCCGGGCGCACCUGCGGCAGUUUGGGGUGACCGAGUGGUGCGUGAAUGGCUCCCCCAUCGAGACGCUGAGCGAGUGGAUCCGCCACCGGCCCCAGAAGGCGGGCGCCUACCGCAGCUACAUCCAGGGCGGCCGGCCCUUCGCCAAGAAGUUCCGGAGCGCCGGCCACGGCCGUGACACCGCCGACAAGCGGCCGCCCCUGGGGCUGGCUCCCGGGGGCCUGGCCAUGACAGGCCGUGGCGCGGGAGGCGGCGGGGGAGGCGGCGGUGCAGACCUGGGGCUGGAGAUUGGCCGCGCCCUGGACGGCGGCGGCGGGGAACGGUCGCUGCCCACCGGUCCGCCGGGCACCACCGUGAAGGCCGAGGAGCACCAGAGGCACAACAUCAACAAGUUCGAGCGCCGCCAAGCCCGGCCGUCGGACACCUCCGCAGCCCGGGGAGGCCAGGACGCCCACGGCCUGCAGCAUAAGCUGGGGGAGGUCCGGCAGCCCCCCGUCCGCGUCCGGCCUGUCCCCUCCCUGGUGCCCCGGCCGCCCCAGACGUCCCUCGUCAAGUUUGUGGGCAACAUCUACACCCUCAAAUGCAGGUUCUGCGAGGUGGAGUUCCAGGGGCCCCUGUCCGUCCAGGAGGAGUGGCUCCGGCACCUGCAGCGGCACAUCUUGGAGAUGAACUUCCCCAAGGCGGACCCCCCGCCCGAGGAGCCCCCCGUCCCGCAGGCGCUGAUGGCGGUGGCUGGCGACACACCCUGACACAGACAUUCCAGCCCUCCCGGCCUGCCUCCUCCCCAUCUGCAUCCUCGUCCUCCUCCUCCUCCUCCUCCUCUUCUACCUUCUCUCCCUCCUCCUCUCCUCCUCUCUUCCUGUCUUCCUCUCUCUUCCUCUUCUGCCUUCUCCUUUCUCCUCCUCGUUCUCCUCUCUUUGCCUUUGCCUUUUUUUUUCUUUCUUUCUUAAUCUGGCUGAUGGCGGUGCAGGGGAUUGAACCUGGGGCUUUGGCGCCUCAGGCAUGAGAGUCUCUUUGCAGAGCCGCGAUGCUGUCUCCCUGCCAGCCUCUCCCUUGCCCCUCAGAGGCCAGGAAGUGGGGACUCUGAAGGUCUGAAAAGGAGGUGCCCCCUCCCCCAUCGGGCCACCCAGGUCCCAUGGAGCCAUGAGACCCCUCAAGGCCCCUCCUCUCCUCCCCUCCUCUCCUCCCCUCCUCUCCUCUCCUCUCCUUCUCUUUCUUCUCCCUCCUUCUCUUCCUCCUCCUCCUCCUCCUCCUCCCCCUCCCUCUCCCUCUCUCACAUUUCCGUUUCCAAAGGAGCAAGCCAGAACCUCAAACCGGCCCCCCUCGAGGGCCGGGCACACUACAGCCAGGGCCCCCGGCCCCCGGCCCCCCGUCAAGGACUCGGGUCCCAGGGAGGUCUCCUGCAGCCCAGGCCCACCCGGUCCCCGGGGAGGAAGGCCGGCGUCAGCCCCCCAGCCGCCGCGGCCAGCAGCCAGGCAGACAGCGGGGCGGGCCGGGAGGGUGCCCUCCGUGGCCGUUUUCGAAGACCCCAAAGACUCCCGUCCGUGUCCCCACCCCCGCCGCCAUGCCCCCCCCCCCCCCCCCCACGCAGCAGACACGCCGACACGCACGCACCUCGUGAGGCUGGGGGCCUGCCCUCGCCCCCCAGCCCCCAGCCCAACGAGCACUUCUCGCCACGGUGCUUGCUCAGGGGAGGGGCGUGCGCCCCCACCCUGGGAGCCCCCACUGAGCUCUCCAUGCCACGGACACCCUCGCUGGCUGUCCCCCCCCUGCCCCCAGAGGGACCUUCCCAGCCUGGGAGGGAGAGCUCGGAGCUGACAGCUGCCUCCUGCCACGCCCAGCCCCUGCUCCCCCAGAGCCUGUGGGGGGCCCUGCCCCCCUCUUUUUACUCUUGCUUUCUAUGUACCCCUCCUGCCCCCCUUUUUAAAAAACGCGUUUUGUGUAGAGACUCAGCCACAUGGAAUUUUUUUUUAAUGUCACCACCGCCCUGGGCCAGGUUAGAAAAAACGGGGGAGCCCCCACCAACUCGCCCCUUUUUAACUUUUUUCAGCGGCCCCCACACUUUUUUUUUUUUGGUUAUCGAUAUACCUAGAAGUCUGUAAAUUAGAUUAAAAAAUUCUCUUCUGGAAAAACACCCCCAGGGCGGGCC
Molecule: messenger RNA, 6401 nt
Organism: Erinaceus europaeus (western European hedgehog)
Lineage: Eukaryota; Metazoa; Chordata; Mammalia; Eulipotyphla; Erinaceidae
Gene: WIZ
Product: WIZ zinc finger
Exons: 9
Coding region: 106-5001 (1631 amino acids)
Biological process (GO): regulation of transcription by RNA polymerase II
Cellular component (GO): nucleus
Molecular function (GO): DNA-binding transcription factor activity, RNA polymerase II-specific; RNA polymerase II cis-regulatory region sequence-specific DNA binding
Source: RefSeq, a predicted model, not a curated record